This is a messenger RNA of Purpureocillium lilacinum, 804 nucleotides long. Lineage: Eukaryota; Fungi; Ascomycota; Sordariomycetes; Hypocreales; Ophiocordycipitaceae. The record is from RefSeq and is a predicted model, not a curated record.
AUGGACCACGAAACAGACGAGGCCGUACUCAAGCUCCUCGGAGGGCGGACCAUCGCCGCCUUCGCUCGUUUGCCGGACGACAAGCGCAAGGCCACCUUUCGGCGCAGACUAGUCCAGCCAACGCCCGUCAUAAUCGAGGAAGGUGAUGACGAUGACUUCAUGAACCCGAAGAUCGCCGACGGUGUUCGCCUGCGCCAAGAAUACUUCAUGGGCGACGAUGAUGUCGGCAGGCAGCUCGUCAAAGAGGCAACCGAAACAUACUACGGGGAGAACUCGUUCGUCGUGCGUUGCCACUGGCUGGGCGAGUUCAUGGCUGAUAGCCUCGCGGACUCGAUCACUCCGGUGCGGAUCGCUCCAUUGGUCAGAGGUACCAUCACGAUACAUGCCGACGUUCGAUCACACGUCGGGUCGGCAAACGCAGACGGCGGUAUCCUGGAGAUGUGUCAAUGGAGACGUGACCGGCUGGAAAAGCUUUACGAUUUUGUCAACGCCAGUCACAUCCACUUCGUGUUGUUCGGUGAGGGGCCAUUGGAUGGUAGUGACCCGAGGACCCAACGACUGCUUAAAGACAUCGCCCCAGUCAUCAAGCGACUGCUCGCCAAGUUCGGUGAACGGUUCGACAUCAUAAGGAAGUCUUCCACCACGUCGCCCCGAUUCCAGAGUCUCCGUCCGUACUGGAGAGCGCCGACGGAAGCCGUCCGCCAAAGGGUGGCAGAGGGCAAGGCCACGUUCGAGCAGACGAUGCAAGUGAGGAUCGAAGAGUGGGCGCGUGACGUGGUCCUGUCAGACGAAAUGGAACAGUAG